GUUUCUUCCAGGCACCGCGGUCUCGGCGCUGCUCCGCACACCGUCAGGUUAGCCCGUCUUCCUUGCUGCGGGGCUUGCACCGCCAGCGCAACCCAGGCCGCCGGUCAGCCUCGGCCCCGAGGACGCGGGGACAGCCCGGGAGCGCGGAGCCACUGGCUGUCCACGCGGGGACCGUGGGCACCCACCCGCCAGGCUCCCAGCCACUCUCCCCCGCAACUUUGCGUGCUUUGUUCGCUGGCUGGAAAUGACUCACCGAAGCGCUGUGGACAGGGUCUUAGCCAGUCGGCAAGGGCUCGAUCCGGAGACGUGUUACGCUCUCAGCUUCCCAUCAAUUAUGGAUGGAAACAAAUAAGGAAGAGUCAAUUUUGUAUGAGCCGCUUCUUCAGCGGCCAAAGGCGUCCUGUAGCCGGGAGCAGCGGCAGGCAAGGCGAGCUCAACAUCCAGGUAGCUAGGUGGGAUUUCUGAGGAGGGGCCCUCAGAUUUCUUCUUGGCCAACCAUGAGGUUCUUCCUGCUGUGGUUCUGCGUGCUGUUCCUUCUGGCCUCCAGGUUACGGGCAGUCAGCUUCCCUGAAGACGACGAGCCCCUUAACACUGUCGAUUAUCACUAUUCUAGGCAAUAUCCGGUUUUUAGAGGACGCCCUUCAGGCAACGAAUCGCAGCAUAGGCUGGACUUUCAGCUGAUGUUGAAAAUUCGAGACACACUUUAUAUUGCUGGCAGAGAUCAAGUCUAUACAGUGAACUUAAAUGAAAUCCCCAAAACAGAGGUCAUACCAAGCAAGAAGCUGACGUGGCGGUCCAGACAACAGGAUCGAGAAAACUGUGCUAUGAAAGGCAAGCAUAAAGAUGAGUGCCACAACUUUAUCAAAGUCUUUGUUCCAAGAAACGAUGAGAUGGUUUUUGUCUGUGGUACCAAUGCUUUCAACCCAAUGUGUAGAUACUAUAGGUUGAAUACCUUAGAGUAUGAUGGGGAAGAAAUUAGCGGCCUGGCACGAUGCCCAUUUGAUGCCAGACAAACCAAUGUUGCCCUUUUUGCUGAUGGGAAGCUGUAUUCUGCCACAGUGGCUGACUUCCUGGCCAGUGAUGCUGUCAUUUACAGAAGCAUGGGGGAUGGAUCUGCCCUUCGCACAAUAAAAUAUGAUUCCAAAUGGAUCAAAGAACCACACUUCCUUCACGCCAUCGAAUAUGGAAACUAUGUCUAUUUCUUCUUCCGAGAAAUCGCCGUGGAACAUAAUAACUUGGGCAAGGCUGUGUAUUCCCGCGUGGCUCGCAUUUGUAAGAACGACAUGGGUGGCUCCCAGCGGGUCCUGGAGAAACACUGGACUUCCUUCCUGAAGGCUCGGCUUAACUGCUCUGUCCCCGGAGAUUCCUUUUUCUAUUUCGACGUCCUGCAGUCCAUCACAGACAUAAUUCAAAUCAAUGGUGUCCCCACCGUGAUUGGGGUCUUCACCACGCAGCUCAACAGCAUUCCCGGCUCUGCCGUCUGUGCCUUCAGCAUGGAUGACAUUGAGAAAGUGUUCAAAGGGCGAUUCAAAGAACAGAAAACCCCUGACUCUGUUUGGACGGCAGUCCCCGAAGACAAAGUUCCGAAACCAAGGCCUGGUUGUUGUGCCAAACAUGGUCUCGCGGAAGCUUACAAAACCUCCAUCGACUUCCCAGAUGAGACCCUGUCUUUCAUCAAAUCCCAUCCCUUGAUGGACUCUGCUGUUCCACCCAUCGCUGAUGAGCCCUGGUUCACAAAGACACGGGUCAGGUACAGGUUGACGGCCAUCGAAGUGGACCGUGCAGCAGGGCCCUACCAGAACUACACAGUCAUCUUUGUUGGCUCGGAAGCUGGUGUGGUGCUUAAAGUAUUGGCGAAGGCCAGUCCUUUCUCUUUGAAUGACAGUGUAUUGCUUGAAGAGAUUGAGGCGUACAACCAAGCCAAGUGCAGCGCCGAGAGCGAGGAGGACAGGAAGGUCGUCUCCUUGCAGCUGGACAAAGAUCACCACGCUUUAUACGUGGCCUUCUCCAGCUGCGUCGUGCGCAUCCCCCUCAGCCGCUGUGAGCGCUACGGAGCCUGUAAAAAGUCCUGCAUUGCCUCACGGGACCCGUACUGUGGCUGGCUAAGCCAGGGCGUUUGUGAGAGAGUGACCAUAGGAAUGCUUGCUGGAGGAUAUGAACAAGACAUGGAGUACGGCAACACGGCCCACCUAGGGGACUGCCACGAAAGUUUGCCUACUUCAACUACACCAGAUUACCAAAUAUUUGGCGGUCCAACAUCUGACAUGGAGGUAUCUUCAUCUUCUGUUGCCACUGUGGCAAGUAGCCCAGAAAUUACAUCUAAAGUGCUUGAUACCUGGAGACCUAAACUGACGAGCUCCCGGAAAUUUGUAGUUCAAGAUGACCCAUACACUUCUGAUUUUACUGAUACUAUAUCAGGUAUCCCAAAGGGUGUGCGGUGGGAAGUCCAAUCUGGAGACUCCAACCAGAUGGUCCAUAUGAACGUCCUCAUCACCUGUGUGUUUGCCGCUUUUGUCCUGGGUGCGUUCAUCGCAGGCGUGGCUGUAUACUGCUACCGUGACAUGUUUGUUCGCAAGAACAGAAAGAUCCAUAAAGACGCCGAAUCGGCCCAGUCAUGCACAGACUCCAGUGGAAGCUUUGCCAAGCUGAAUGGCCUCUUUGACAGUCCCGUCAAGGAAUACCAACAGAACAUUGAUUCUCCUAAACUCUAUAGCAACCUGCUGACCAGUCGGAAGGAGCUGCCGCCCACCGCGGAUACAAAAUCCAUGGUCAUGGAGCAUCGAGGCCAGCCUCCAGAGCUGGCUGCUCUCCCCACACCCGAGUCCACGCCUGUGCUCCACCAGAAGACCCUGCAGGCCAUGAAGAGCCACUCAGACAAGGCCCAUGGCCACGGUGCUUCGAGGAGAGAACACCCCCAGUGUUUUCCUUCCAGUCCUCCACCCCACUCCCCGUUAAGUCAUGGGCACAUCCCCAGCGCUAUUGUUCUUCCAAACGCCACCCACGACUACAACACGUCAUUUUCAAACUCUAAUGCUCACAAAGCCGAAAAGAAGCUUCAGAAUAUCGACCACCCUCUUACAAAGUCCAGUAAGAGGGAGCACCGGCGUUCUGUGGAUUCCAGAAACACCCUUAACGACCUCCUGAAGCAUCUGAAUGACCCAAACAGUAACCCCAAAGCCAUCAUGGGAGAAAUCCAUAUGGCGCAUCAAACCCUCAUGCUGGACCCCGUAGGACCUAUGUCUGAGGUCCCACCCAAGGUCCCUAACCGGGAGGCAUCUCUGUACUCCCCUCCCUCAACACUCCCCAGAAAUAGUCCAACCAAGAGAGUCGAUGUCCCUACCACUCCCGGGGUCCCAAUGACAUCUCUGGAAAGACAAAGGGGUUAUCAUAAAAAUUCCUCCCAGAGGCACUCCAUAUCAGCUGUGCCUAAAAACUUAAACUCACCAAAUGGUGUUUUGUUAUCCAGACAGGCGAGUAUGAACCGUGGAGGGUAUAUGCCUACUCCCACGGGGGCGAAGGUGGACUACAUUCAGGGGACACCCGUGAGUGUCCAUCUGCAGUCUUCCCUCUCCAGACAGAGCAGCUACAGCAGUAAUGGUACCCUACCCAGGACGGGACUAAAGAGGACACCAUCCUUAAAACCUGAUGUGCCGCCAAAGCCUUCCUUUGUUCCUCAAACCACAUCGGUCAGACCACUGAACAAAUACACUUACUAGGCCUCCAGUGUGCUAUUCCAGUGUGGCUUUGUCCUGUCCCUGUUGUUGAGGUCCCUGUGAGGGUACCUUAAGACAAGAUACCUGCUUGUAUUUUAAGAGAAACAAGUAGCCAAAGAAACUCUGUAACUUUGGUAACAUCAGAACUUGCCACAUGUAGCUACUGCAUCCUGGCUUCUGUGUACUUGCCUGAAGCCGAGGGAGGUACUGGUCAUUCCAUUUCUCUUGUUUGAAGCUGAAGGGGUGUGUAGCCUGGAAGGGCUCCCUUCGCCAGUAGAAAGAGCUGAUACAGUACUCAGAAGACUGAACAAAUACUUGAAAAUGGGUUCAAUGUAGACUGCCAUUAUGUGUGGUCUUCCCAUUAAAUGUGAACAUUUUAAUAUGUAUGCAUUCACCUUGCCUCUUGCACAAAUGUCAAAAUGAAAAGAUGGGAAUGUCUCAAAACAAAAUGAGCUUGUAGAUUACCAAGCAGUUUGCUAAAAAAAAAAAAUCAAUCUUUGACCCAAACUGUAGCAUUUUUUUUUUCAUGUGUGGCACUGUUUUUUUUUUAUUUGAUGCCACGAACAAACCUGUAUGAGAGGUGUGUGUGUGUGUGUGUGAGAGAGAGAGAGAGAGAGAGAGAGAGCGAGCUCUGUGCCCAUUAAGAUUUAUUUAGGUGCCCAUUGCGUCUUUUUGUACUAUGGAGUUGUUUACACUAAGCAUGACUGAAGACAGCUAACUUCCUCCCACACCAAUCCAUUGUGUUCAGCUCCGAGAAAGGAGGUCGAGGCUCCUUUGACUGUCAAGUGAUUAACUUAACCUAUGUGGUACCCAAUGUCAGAACAUGUAAGAGUUCUAAAUAAUGUUGUGCUGCUAUCAUCAAAACUUCUCUUCGAGCCUUGCCAGUUUAAGAGGCUAGAGUUAUUAAGAUGUACCUUUAAUGUAUCUACCAGUAUUCAGUAGUAACGUUUACCCGUCCACUGUGAAUCAAAGCUACCUAACCCUGGACACACUCAUAAGUGUUUCUUUUGAUUGUGUUAUUUUAUUUUCCACAUAGCAAAAAAAAAAAAUUUUUCUUCUGUUCACUCUUCCUUCCCCCAAGACAGAAAGAGAAAACCGAAACAGAGGACGAAAGAAAGAGACAGAAAAGGAAUUGCAGUCGGCUCACCAGGGAGGGUGUGAAAGCCCACAGUGGUGCCGCCCUGUCCUCUGUGCUGUGUUCUGAGGAUGGUCUCCUGAGUCAUGCAGGCAGUGACAGUAAACUGUAAAUACCACAUGUGAGUUUACCCGGAUCUGUACAUUUUGUGCCUUAUUCACGAGAGUGGUAGGAGUUCUGCAGUACGUUGCGUGUUUCCGCUAUUAGCGCAUCAUUUCCCGUGUGCCAGUUGUAAAUGUUUUUCAGCCAGCGCCCGACGACUUAUUACAAAGUCAGAAAGCAAUUUGUUGUUGAACUCUCCCCGCCCCCGCCCCCGCCCCC
Molecule: messenger RNA, 5169 nt
Organism: Myodes glareolus (Bank vole)
Lineage: Eukaryota; Metazoa; Chordata; Mammalia; Rodentia; Cricetidae
Gene: Sema6d
Product: semaphorin 6D
Biological process (GO): axon guidance; neural crest cell migration; positive regulation of cell migration
Cellular component (GO): plasma membrane
Molecular function (GO): semaphorin receptor binding; chemorepellent activity
Source: RefSeq, a predicted model, not a curated record